Messenger RNA from Fimicolochytrium jonesii, 1378 nucleotides. RefSeq lists its product as uncharacterized. The record is from RefSeq and is a predicted model, not a curated record. Gene Ontology annotation, biological process: canonical NF-kappaB signal transduction. The transcript has a single exon. NCBI's taxonomy places the organism in Eukaryota, Fungi, Chytridiomycota, Chytridiomycetes, Spizellomycetales, Powellomycetaceae. Bases 329 to 1246 code for a protein of 305 amino acids.
GCACUAAAUGCAUCCAUUGCCGUUCCGUAAGGAGAACAUUGGGCAAAGUCUUGGGCGCUCCGUGCUGUAUAUAUGUAUACAUAUGUAGAUUAGUCCAUUGGAAGCCCCAUAGUUUCAUUGAGGUGAGAAAGAAUUCCAAAACACUUCACAUGCUAUUCGGUUCUUCGCGACGGUUUGGAGGUCGUCUAGGAGGUCGUCUAUGUCGCCGAUGGUAUGGAUGACCACAAGUAUGAAAACGCGUGGAGUUCGCGCUGUCGUCAAUCCCGUCUGAAUCCCGUCCCCAAUUCCAUCGUCUCCGACAUCGUCUCCGAGAGUGAAUCUGCCCACCAUGGCGUUCACAACCGGCCACAUGUCGACCUCCAAGCUCUCCUUCAAGCGCAAACGACCGCUCUCGCCACCUCCAGCGCCAGCUCCCCCACCGCAGCAUCGCGCCUCAAAGUCUCAACCUACCGAUCAUUUCCGCCCUCUCAAAAAGGAACCACUCUGGAACGACGGAAAGAAUAAAACCCAGUUCGCGCCGCAAUCUAGCUCAAAGAUACCCAAAUCCAGCUACUACAAACCCAUCCCGACUUCCGACUUCGGCGACGACUUCAUCUCCAUCAAAGAAGAAAAAGAAUCUCUCUGGAGCGAUGUAAAGGACGAAUCCGAACAGCAGGACUCCCGCCAAGCUGAAUGGGCGGCCUGGAGCGGCGCGGUUCCGAAACGUUGGCAGAAUUACGAUACAUGGGCAGACGGGAUACGCGAAGGGAUGGAGGUGAAACGUGAGAAAGGGCCGAGGAACCGUUACGCACGCCGCCGAACGGAAGGGGAAAAAAGUUGGGGAAGGGGAACGAAAGAAGAACUACACCAAAGGAGGAAGGGAAAAGCCCAACGCAAAGCCGCGGACGCCUUGAGGGAUCCGAAUUCCUUCGCAUCGCGCCUAACUGACGGCCGACAGAAAUAUCGCUCGCGAUGGACCACCCUCAAAGCCGCUCCGCCAAACACUCUCGACGACCGAGACCUGCCGAUCCCUUCCUUAAGCCAGGAUAAAAUCACUGCCAACAGCAUACACCAGUUCCUGUUUGAAGGCUGCGAAUUCACAAGGGACGAGAAGAGGAAGAUGGUGAAGGAUAGUCUGUUGCUUUGGCAUCCGGAUAAGUUUGGGAAGAUGUUGGAGGCUUUCAAGGAGGAGAAGAGAACAAGGGUUGCAUGGGUUGCGCAGGAGUUGUCGAAGGCGUUGACGGAAUUGUAUGGGACGUUUGGGUGAUGCGAUUGGAAAAGCUUUACGGGGUUGCAGGAGUUAGGACUUCUUUGUGUGAAGCGUGUCGGCGAGACAUAAGAUAUACCCGAAAGUGCUUUCGAGUGGCUUCCAGCACGCAUCUCUCUUAUGUAUUCAGCG